UUCCUUUCCCUCCUCUCUCUCUCUCUCUCAAAUGAAUGGAUUUGGUUCACGUUGUUGAAUAAAAGAAAACAACAUGACAAUUGAUAUGAGAACUGUGGAGUGUCUAAGAGGGAGACUACUUGCAGAGAGGCAAGUUUCAAGGUCUGCAAAAGAAAAAGCAGAGCUCAUUACCAUAAAGAUGGAAGAGCUGGAGAAACGUCUGAAAGAAGAGAUUAGAUUACGGGAGAAAGCAGAGAAGAAACUAAGGUUUCUGAUGAAAAAGCUUGAAUUCAUAAAAGGAUCGCGCAGUUCCGAGGGAUCAGAGCAAUCAAGUUCAUCUCAAGAUUCAUGUUUCUCAUCGGUUUCAACUUCAGCAUCCAAUGAAGGAGAAGGAGAAGAACAAGAAAUGGAUGGAAAUGGACUUACCUCCAUGGAAAAAGAGUUAAAGUUCAAAGCUCAUACAUGUUUCUCCUAGUUAAGCAAACGAUGUUGCUUCAAGUCAUGAAGUAGAAUCACUGGCUGGUAAUGAUGUUUCCACGCGCUCAGAUACAUCUUAAGAGUCCCAUACCUUUAGAACCGAGAAGUUGGGACCGAAGCUAGUAACAUAUUUUGUUGUGCUUCAUUUCAUUACAAGGGGUAGUUAUCCUAAUUUACAGAGGUCAAACAUUCUCAAUUUAUUUGUUUAGCC
Messenger RNA from Raphanus sativus (radish), 667 nucleotides. RefSeq lists its product as uncharacterized. NCBI's taxonomy places the organism in Eukaryota, Viridiplantae, Streptophyta, Magnoliopsida, Brassicales, Brassicaceae. The record is from RefSeq and is a predicted model, not a curated record. The transcript is spliced from 2 exons. Bases 74 to 454 code for a protein of 126 amino acids.